AUGGCAGCCGAUCAGGGAGCGACAGCAGCUGAGGUUCCCCAGCUUGAGGCUACUAAAGAAUGUGAGGCCAAAUCUGAAGAGGCAGCCGAUGUCUCUGAAUUCUCGGAAGGGCAGGGGUUGAUUGGACUCCUACCAAGCCACCAAAACGGAGCCCUCCAGACCUCUGUCACCCCAGACCCCCAAGCUUGCGGAAAAGCAAAGGAUGAGACCCCUAGAGAGGGGUUUCUUGGCGAUGAGGCCGAACGCCAACGCUUCCGGCAGUUGUGCUACCAGGACGCCAAGGGACCCCACGAGAUCUGCAGCCGGCUGUGGUAUCUCUGCCAUCGGUGGUUGAAGCCGGAGAAACACACCAAGGAGCAGAUCCUAGAGCUCGUCAUUCUGGAACAGUUCCUGGCCAUUCUGCCACCAGAGAGCCAGGACUGGGUCCGGGAAGGCAGGCCAGAGACCUGCGCUCAGGCAGUGGCCCUGGCUGAGGAUUUCCUGCUGAGGCGAUGCGAGUCCAGGCCAGAGCAGCAGGCUCUGGGAACAUUGGAGGAAGUUGCAGUGAGCGUCUUUGAAGCAGACCGGAUGUUGUCGGAUGCUGCGGAGAGAUAUCCCUGCCGAGAGAUCAAGCAGGAAAAUGAUGGGGAUGAUGUUGUGCUAGGCAUUGGCUGUGAGAGAGCAAUUGAUGGGGACCCACAUGGAGCAUUGCUGGAAAGAAGCAAGCUUCAAGAUACGGAAGAAUAUGUUGGGAAACUUGAUGGACCGAAGAGGCAACAGAAGAACAAAGCAGAGAAGUCGAAGGAGAAAUCUAAUAUGUUUCCCACUGAAUUUAAAGUCAAGCAGAAGUUACAUGAAGGAAAAGGAAGGAUCCACACAGGUGAGAAACCGUACCAGUGCUUCGAUUGUGGGGAAAGCUUCAACCAGCGAACGAUCCUGAUCUCGCACCAGCGGAUCCACACGGGAGAGAGACCGUAUUGGUGCUCAGAUUGCGGCGAAAGCUUUCGGGACAAGUCAAGCUACAACAGGCACCAGAGAAUCCACACUGGAGAGAAACCCUAUAAAUGUCUGGACUGUGGCGAAAGCUUCAGUCAGAGCACCACCCUCAUUAGACACCGAAGGGUUCACACUGGUGCAAUGGCACACAAAUGCCCAGACCAUGUGGAAUCCUUACAUGGAGAGAGCACUUUCUGA
Euleptes europaea (tarantolino) is the source of this 1173-nucleotide messenger RNA. RefSeq names its product zinc finger and SCAN domain-containing protein 12-like. Gene Ontology annotation, biological process: regulation of transcription by RNA polymerase II. Bases 1 to 1173 code for a protein of 390 amino acids. The transcript has 5 exons. Gene Ontology annotation, molecular function: DNA-binding transcription factor activity, RNA polymerase II-specific; RNA polymerase II cis-regulatory region sequence-specific DNA binding. Lineage: Eukaryota; Metazoa; Chordata; Lepidosauria; Squamata; Sphaerodactylidae. The record is from RefSeq and is a predicted model, not a curated record.